CUUACUCGUAAAUAUAUACCCUAAUCUCUUUCCUUCAUAUAUUUUCUUUGGAACUGCAUAUUCUCUCUCUCUCUCUCUCUCUCUACAUAUUUAUAUAUGUAAUGGGCUUCAAGAAUGAUAAAUCUUCAUUUUCUACGUUAUCUUCUUCCUCUGACAUUAUUGCAACAAACCUUAAUUCAUCGUCACCAAGCAACGUGCCAAUGGUCUCACACAAGCGAAAGGCGGGGAGGAAGAAGUUCAAAGAGACACGGCAUCCUACCUAUAGAGGUGUCCGACGAAGAAAUGGAAGCAAAUGGGUGUGUGAAUUACGUGAACCAAACAAGAAGUCAAGAAUAUGGGUAGGGACCUUUCCUACCCCAGAAAUGGCAGCUAGGGCACAUGAUGUGGCUGCCCUAGCAUUUCGUGGGGAAGCAGCCACGCUCAACUUCCCCGACUCAGUUAGGCUUCUUCCCCGGGCUAAGUCAUCUUCGGCCCGGGACAUACAAAUAGCAGCUCUUGCAGCUGCUAAAGGUUUCCAACCUUUGGCUGCAUCCCCAUCCUCGUCUUUAUCUUCUUCACUUAAUUUGUCACAGAGUACAAGUUCAAUAGAACUCAGAUUACCUUCCUCAAUAGAUUUGGAACCUCCAUUUAUCGAUGAAUCGACUUUCAAGAGUCAAAAGAAGGUUCUAGAGCCUUCUUCAACUGAUUCUGCAGGUGUUUAUGGGUCAGAAGAACAAGUUUUUGCAGGUAAUUCCAUGGCUAUUUUCACAGAUGAGGAAGCAUUGUUCAACAUGCCUUGUUUCCUUGAUAGCAUGGCUGAGGGUAUGCUUCUCACUCCACCAGCCAUGAAAAGAGGAUUUAACUGGGGAGACAUGGCUAAUGACAUGGAGUUGAUUUUAUGGUAGCAUGACUUCAAGAGAUUUAUUCAAUAGUGU
Molecule: messenger RNA, 914 nt
Organism: Ilex paraguariensis (yerba mate)
Lineage: Eukaryota; Viridiplantae; Streptophyta; Magnoliopsida; Aquifoliales; Aquifoliaceae
Source: the annotation of a GenBank genome assembly